Messenger RNA from Diaporthe citri, 1740 nucleotides. RefSeq lists its product as uncharacterized. NCBI's taxonomy places the organism in Eukaryota, Fungi, Ascomycota, Sordariomycetes, Diaporthales, Diaporthaceae. The record is from RefSeq and is a predicted model, not a curated record. The transcript is spliced from 6 exons. Gene Ontology annotation, molecular function: flavin adenine dinucleotide binding; N,N-dimethylaniline monooxygenase activity; NADP binding. The coding region runs from base 1 to 1740 and encodes 579 amino acids.
AUGGGAGAUCCUGCAGUCACCACUCUCCCUCAAGCGGAGAAGAAGUUCAAGACCGAGCUCACGGACUAUUCUGUCCGCCGUGAGGACGGCAAAUGGCCGUACGGUGACAUCGAUGUCGACGCACUGAUCGUCGGAGCGGGAUUCAGCGGCGUUUUUAUGCUCAAAACACUCCGAGACCGCGGGCUCAAGGCCGUCAUCUUCGAAGCCGGCAACGACACCGGUGGAACCUGGAGGUGGAACUGUUACCCUGGUGCUCGGGUCGACUCGGCUGUUCCAGAGUACGAAUUCUCUUGGCCUGAGGUAUACAACACAUGGAACUGGUCAACCAACUAUCCUGAUUUCAAGGAGCUGCGAGCAUACUUCGACCAUGUUGACAAGGUGAUCGACGUGAAAAAGGACUGCUCUUUCAACACUGUGGUGACAAGUGGCAAUUUCGACACGGCAGAAGGCAAAUGGAUCGUGAAAACAGCAGAUGGCCGGACAAGCAAAGCAAAGUUCUUCAUCCUGGGGACUGGAUUUGCUGCAAAGCGUUAUAUCCCCGACUGGCCCGGCAUUGACAAGUUCCAAGGAAUCGUCCACCACUCUUCCUUCUGGCCCGAUGAUGAGAUUGACGUCCGCGGCAAGCGGUGUGCCGUCAUCGGCACCGGCGCUUCGGGGGUUCAGAUAUCUCAAGAAUGGGGCCCAAUCGCUGGCUCCGUGAAAGUCUUCCAGCGGACACCCAACCUGGCGAUCCCCAUGGGCAAGAAACCUCUCACGGUUGAAGAGCAGACGAACUCGAAGCAGUGGUAUCAUCGCUUCUUCGAGAUGCGCGAGAGGACCUUUGGGGGGUUCCUGUACAACUUCUCUGAGAAGGGUACCUUCGAGGACUCCCCUGAGGAGCGGGAGAAGUUCUACCAGUCGCUUUUUGACCACGGAGGUUUUGUUUUCUGGCUGGCCAACUACAAAGAUUACAUCACGAACGCCGAAGCCAAUACCGAGGCGUACAACUUCUGGGCCAAGACGGUACGAAGUAGGAUCGGUGACCCGAGGAAGCGGGAUCUCCUGGCGCCGCUCAAGAUGCCGCACUAUUUCGGCAUCAAGAGGCCCUGCCUGGAGCAGAACUACUAUGAGCAGUUCAACAGGGAGAGCGUGGACGUCAUCGACAUCUCGAAGAAUGGGGUCAAGGAGUUCGAUGAGACUGGGGUCACUCUCGAGGACGGGUCGCAUUACGAGUUCGAUGUGAUCGCCAUUGCUACCGGCUUCGAUAUCACGACCGGCGGGAUGACCCAGAUGGGGCUAAAGUCCAUUGAAUCCUCCGAGCUUGAGUCAGAAUGGAAAGCAGCCGCCAACACUUACCUUGGACUCACUGUAUCCGGAUAUCCCAAUAUGUUCCACAUGUAUGGGCCUCAUGGACCAACUCUGUUGUCCAAUGGUCCCGCCACCGUCGAGGUCCAAGGCCGUUGGAUAGCGGACGCCAUCGUCAAGAUUAAGCGAGAGGGCGUCAAGUACAUCAACGCCACAAAGGAUGCGACCAAGGCAUGGAAGAAUCACAUCAACGAGCUGAGUGAUGCGACGCUGUUCCCAACGACGCGCAGUACAUAUAUGGGGGGCAGUGUACCAGGCAAAGCCUUCGAGCAGGUCAAUUACGCUGGCGGAAUCCCGGCGUAUAGGGUUGAGAUCCGGGAGGCUCUCCCGGAUUGGAAGGGCUUUGAGGUGGUCAAGGAGGAUGGCGCAACAACAAAUGGGACGACGAAAGUGUAG